This is a messenger RNA of Drosophila willistoni, 980 nucleotides long. It is a transcript of the gene mRpL10, whose product is annotated as 39S ribosomal protein L10, mitochondrial. Gene Ontology annotation, molecular function: structural constituent of ribosome. Gene Ontology annotation, cellular component: mitochondrial large ribosomal subunit. NCBI's taxonomy places the organism in Eukaryota, Metazoa, Arthropoda, Insecta, Diptera, Drosophilidae. The record is from RefSeq and is a predicted model, not a curated record. The transcript is spliced from 2 exons. Bases 152 to 928 code for a protein of 258 amino acids. Gene Ontology annotation, biological process: translation.
CUAGUUUACUCCCCCACCGCAACCCCCGCAACCGGUAGGGUAUUUAAUGUAUUACAACCUGAGAGCUAUUUCUUAACUAUUUUUAAUAAUAAUAUAUUUGUACAAUAAUUUGAGUGAAAAAGGCAAAGGGAGGCAACGGCUAUAUUCUAAAAUGUCCAAAUUGAUACAGCACAGUCUUCCUGUGACAUCUACGCGAUCUCCGCUGCUGCAAUUCCUGCGUUUCCGUGGCAAAAUCAAUAUACAGCGACCCAAGGAACCGCAUUAUGAGCGGGCACGGGUCAUUGCCGUUACACAGCCAAAAUAUCCACAGCCCGUCAAAUCUCUCACCUGCUUUCAGACACGUGCGGAACGCACCAAGGCCCAAUUGGAGAAUCCCUACAAUGAGAUCGUAGCACGAGAAGUGCGCAAUUGGUUGAAUCACUCGCAACUGGUGGCCAUAUUCCAUUUGAAUUCCAUCACUGCCGAUGAGAUCUAUCAGUUGCGCGUCCAACUGUUUAAACAAAAUAUGCACCUAAAAUCGUAUGGCCGCAAGAUCAUUGGUCAAGCUGUGGCCGGCACUCCCUAUGAGGCCAUAAUGCCAUUGUUUCACUCCAAUCACUGCAUUGUCUUCUCGCCGGAUCAGAAGCGUUUAAGCACAUUGCUGCGCCUUACACGAAAAGUGCCACAAAUGGUGCUGAUCGGUGGCAUUGUGGAACAGACUCUAUUAAGCCGCAAUGAACUGGUCGCCUAUGCCCAAAUGCCCAGUCUGCAGGUGGCACAAGCUCAGCUGGUGCAAACCCUUAACCAGGCUGCUGGCCAAUUAGUGCAACACCUUCAGGCCCAUCAAGGUAAUCUUGUAAGGGUUCUCGAUGUACAUGCCCAGCAGGGUCAGGCAGAGGAGACGGCCACAGAAACACCAAAGGACGCGGCCACGCCGACGGAGUCAUAAUUGACAUCCAAUAGUUUAAUAAAACACAAACGAAAUUCAAAAACCAAAAAAA